Molecule: messenger RNA, 1857 nt
Organism: Hydractinia symbiolongicarpus
Lineage: Eukaryota; Metazoa; Cnidaria; Hydrozoa; Anthoathecata; Hydractiniidae
Exons: 4
Coding region: 1-1857 (618 amino acids)
Molecular function (GO): nucleic acid binding
Source: RefSeq, a predicted model, not a curated record
AUGAGGCGCCAUCCCAUAUAUCUUCAAAAACAAAUAGACAGUGAAAUUAUACGCUUAGAGGAAGCUGGAAUUAUCGAGUCUGUGGAAGGACCGCAAGAAUGGGUAUCAAAUUUAGUAGCCACACCCAAAUCAGACAACUCAGUACGACUAUGCUUAGAUGCUCGCAGCAUCAACACUGCGAUACAAGGAGAAAUUCAUCCAAUACCGACCCUCGAAUCUAUACUUGAUGACAUGCAUGGGGGUAAAAUUUUCAGUAAAAUAGAUAUGAAAGAAGCAUACACACAAAUAGACCUUGAGGAAGAAUCGAGAGAACUGACAAAUUUUCACACGUCUUUCGGCAUUAAAAGAUUUAAAAGAUUGUGCUAUGGAAUAAACAAUGCUUUUGAAGUAUUUCAAAGAUCGUUGGAUCAAACCAUUGGUAAAUUACGUAAUGUGAAGUGUAUUUCGGACGAUAUUAUUGUUUACAACAAAAAUUAUGCCGAACAUUUAGAAACUUUAAAAGAGUUAUUUACAAAAAUAAAAGAGCUAGGACUGCGUUUAACCACACGAAAAUGUGUUUUUAUGAAAGAGUCAAUCUCAUUUCUCGGGGUUGUUAUUUCUUCGGAAGGAGUCAAGCCAACCCCAGAGAAAAUCCAAACACCGCUAAGAUUAUUAUUAAAGAAAGGUACGAAAUUCAUAUGUGGAACUGAGCAACAAAAAGCAUUUGACGAGUUGAAGGACUGUCUAGUAAGCAAUAAAGUAUCGAUAUCGAGAUCAUUAACAGAAACCGAAAAACGAUAUGGUAUAACAGAAAAAGAAGCACUGUCUGUAGUUUGGUGUAUUGAAAAAUAUCAUCAUUAUUUAUAUGGUAUGAAAUUUAAAUUAACAGUUGAUCACAAACCACUUCAGUUUAUAUUUAAACCGCAAGCAAAGUUAAGCUCACGAAUAGCGCGUUGGCAGCUAAAGUUACAAGCAUACGAUUUUGAUAUCAACUAUUUUUGUGGAGAGCAAACCAUUACCGAUUUUCUGUCACGACAACGAAAUGCUCAACCAUUGGACGAAGAUCGCACAAACCAGUAUAUCAACUUUAUUACGAAACACAGCACACCAAUGUCAAUUAGUCAAAAUGAAAUCAGAAAUGAAACAUCUAAGGAUUGUGAACUUCAGUUAAUCUCAAAUGCAAUUAAAACUGGAAAUUGGGACAACCUUAAAGAAUACAAAAUUAUGCAACAAGAAUUUUGUGAAGUCGAUGGAAUUAUUCUUCCUAUCAACAUUGCCCACCAAGGACACUUAGGUGUUCAAAAAGUCAAGAAUUUACUUCGCAGCAAAUUUUAUUGGAAAGGCAUGGAAAGUCAUAUAACAGAAGCAUUAUCGAAAUGUAGGGCCUGUCAAUCUGCAGGACCUUACCAUGCACCAACACCACUAAUACCUUCACCAUUACCAAACCAUCCAUGGAAGGAACUAGCUAUCGAUGUAUUUGGUCCACUACCAUCUGGAGACAAACUGUUAGUAGUAAUCGACCUGUAUUCAAGAUAUCCUAUCGUGGAAGUUGUGAAAAACACUAUUACUUCAAAUAUGAUCAACAAAUUAGAGAAAAUAUUUUCGUUAUUUAGAUAUCCAGAGAAAGUUCGUAUCGAUUGUUUUACAUUAGUGACGGUUGAUCCGCUAUAUGCGAGCGAUGCUAGUGUUAAGUUUUGGGUUUCUAACGGAGGUGCUGAUAGGCCUGAUUUUAAUGAGUUUAAAACACAUGUACCACAUCAAACCAUUGCACCGUCCUCAAUUUUUCAUUCUUCUAGCACCUCCACUUCCACCUCCAUCGAUUCAAUCAAGAAACCUUACGAUUUUUCUAAACACUUCUCAAAAUUUACAGAUUUUUAA